GGGGGCGUGAACUCUGGGGGGCGUGACCUAAGCGGUUGCCAUAGCAACCGGCGGCGGCGCGCGGGAGGGGGAAGCGCUGCCCCCGCGUCCCCUCACAGGCCCCGGCCUGUGUCGGUCCCUCCGCCGCAGCCCCGCUGUCACGGGUGUCGCCUGUCCGGCCACCCCAGCGCCAUGGCGCAGCUCCUGGGCCAUCCCGGCUGCAUGGAGAGCCUGCGGGCCGACCUGCGGGACCUGCAGGCGGCCAUCGGCGACGUCUGGGCCCGGGCCGGGCCGGUGCGCUUCCCCUCCUGGAAGUUCCCGGACCGCGUGUCGUGCGAGCUGGACGUGCCGGCGCUGCUGGAGCGGUACAGCCACCGGCACGGGGACCCCCAGUUCAGCCAGCACGCACAUGUCGCGCUGCUGGAGCUGCUCAUCGACAGGCUCCUGCUGCUGCUUCAGAGCUUCACGGGCUACGCAGAAAACCUACUAAGCGAUCGAGCCGAGCCCCCCACACAGGCAGUGGGACCCGGCAUGUCGGCGGGGCUGACGGCGAGGAGGUACUGGUGCAGCAUGCUGAAACUGGGGGCCUUCUGCCAGCAGCUCCUGGCCGAGAAGAAAGCUGGCAAGGAGGAGCUCCCCACGCUGCAACCCACUCCCCAGGCUGGGAAUGCUGAGAAGCACUCAAAACGCAGCUUGCCCGACGUUUUGGAGAUAAGGACUUCCCCAGAAGUUCCCCAGUCCACCUCUCCGUGCCCGUCAUCUAGUGUCAGUGGGUCAGACAGUGUCACCCCGGGCAGCUCUGUGCCCAAGGCUGCCAGCAGUGAGGCCAAGAGCAGCCGCAGUGUCCCCACACAGACGGCCGGCUCAGCCCCGGGAGCCUGCGACACCUGCGCCAGCGCCCAGGCCAGCCUCCGCCAGGUCGGCAAAGCCAUCACCAGUGUCUGCCAGAGCCAGAACAUUCCCUCGGCGCUCAGCAGGUUCCAGGAGAUGGUGGAGGACCCCACAGGUCCUUCUCGGACCCUCUCUGCAACGGACCUGAGCUACUGGGCUGCAGAGCAGAGCAAGGACCUUGCCCGGAUCGGCAAACACCUCCAGACGCUGCUGCAGCAGGUCAACCCUCUGAAGUCUGAGCUGCAAGAGUCUCGGAAACAGAAGGACGAGCUGCAGAAAAAGGUUGAGGACUUUUCCCGACUGCUUCAGGCAGAGAAGGAGACCCAAGCGCAGCAGAGGAGGAAGGCUGAGCAGAGCCUGAAAGUGAAGAACAAAGAGCAUUUAGAGGCUGUAGCCAGGCUGGAGCGGGACAAGGAUGACCUGCGGAGAGGAGCUGCUCUGCUGGAAGAGCGACUUUCGGCGCUGAAGGAGGAGCUGGCUGCGAAGCAGGCUGUAGUGCAGGAGCUGGAGGUGACCAAGAUGACCUUGCUGGAGGAGAUGAGGACCAUGAUGGUGGCCAAGAGCCGGGUGCUGGAGCUGGAGGAGAAGGUGCAGCUGCUCACCGAGCAGCAAGAGAGCCUGUGCCAGGAGCUGAGCAGCAGCAGCACCCAGUUGGAGAAGGAGAAGGCCAAGGUGGAGAGCGUUCUGCGGCAUCAGGAGUCCCUGCAGAGCAAGCAGCAGGUCCUGCUGCAGCAGUUGGACAGCCUGGACCAGGAGCGUGAGGAGCUGCAGGCCCGGCUGGGGGAGGCCGAGGAGGACGAGGCCCGGCUGGGGAAGCAGCUGGAGCAGAGCCGGGAGCAGCUGCGGACGCAGCAGGAGCUGCUGGACGUGCUGCAACAGGAGAAGCUGAGCCUGGAGCAGAACUUCUCAGAGCUGCAGGCAAAGGUGUCCAGGCUGGAAGAGCAGGCGCAGGAGCUGCAGGAGCGGGAGCAGCUCCUGGUGUUCUUCCCCGAGCUCCAUGUCCCCAGCGAGACGCAAUUUGAGAGCAGCGGGAGCGUGACUGAGGACAUGGAGAAGCAGCUGGAAGCCAACAGCAUCCGCAUCGGUGUGCUGGAGCAGGAGAACACGCGGCUCCGCUCCGCGCUGGCCAAGGUGCAGGUGGCAGCUGCGCAGGGUGUGCUGAAGCUCAGCGGGGAUGGCUGCCCAGGGCAGAGGCCGAGGGGAGCAAGUGGAGCCGAGCACAGGGGGAAGUUUCAGCCCCUCUUCUCUCCCCCAGCUCAUCCCACAGACCCAGCUGUGUUCCCAGCUCGGCAGCCAGCGCUGUGGGGAGGACGCAGGGCCGCCCAGCAGCCGAGGCAGCGAGGACAGCGCGGGGCUGCGGGGCCGCGCGGGUGAGCGCCGGCAGCGAGCGCCCAGCAGCCAGCGGUCACAGCCGCGCUCAGCCGGGCCCUGCCGCUCGCUGCCGGCCGCAGGGCUGCUGCUUAGCCCCCCCGAGCACGGCGGCAGAGGCACGGCCGCCCCCCGGCCCUCCCGGCGCAAAUGAACUCUGGUGAGACGCUGAAGUGAACCAUUCAGCGAGCAGCCGCCUGCCCUGCGCCGCGGGAGCUCGUUACCGCUUUGUGCAUCACACAAAGAUUUUAUAGAACCUUUUCUACCUCUUGCAAAGCAGCUUUCCCUCCCUGCUCAUGGACUGCGUGUAUUGCAGUUCUGUAUCAGCGCUAAGAUGGGGGAAUUGUUUCAGCAUUCUAGCUUGAAAUAGUAUGGGAGAAUACUUCAGUUACUACUGUUAUCUAUUAUUUACUAGUUCUUAAAUUAUCUUUUUAUAUUUGUUUUAUUUCCAAGUAUUUUCUCCUGACUGCUGUGCUUUGAAGAAUAUGGUCUUCAAACAUGGGGUGAACAGCUGAAAUGUUUCAGGUGGGUGAGGUUCUCAGCCACAGGGGUUAGUGCCAGUGUUGGGUUAACAGUUGGACUUGAUGAUCUUAAAGGUCUUUUCCAGCCAAAACAAUUCUAUGGUUCUAUGA
Messenger RNA from Columba livia (rock pigeon), 2870 nucleotides. It is a transcript of the gene CCDC157, whose product is annotated as coiled-coil domain containing 157. Lineage: Eukaryota; Metazoa; Chordata; Aves; Columbiformes; Columbidae. The record is from RefSeq and is a predicted model, not a curated record. The coding region runs from base 172 to 2244 and encodes 690 amino acids. The transcript has 10 exons.